Molecule: messenger RNA, 3996 nt
Organism: Tachysurus vachellii
Lineage: Eukaryota; Metazoa; Chordata; Actinopteri; Siluriformes; Bagridae
Gene: tyro3
Product: TYRO3 protein tyrosine kinase
Exons: 19
Coding region: 261-2873 (870 amino acids)
Biological process (GO): nervous system development; cell migration; cell surface receptor protein tyrosine kinase signaling pathway
Cellular component (GO): signaling receptor complex
Molecular function (GO): ATP binding; protein binding; transmembrane receptor protein tyrosine kinase activity
Source: RefSeq, a predicted model, not a curated record
AUCGGGAGUCUCCUGAGCUGCUGUGUUUGUUCGUGUUCAACUUUGUUAGCAGUUUAACGAAAUGUAGCGCUAGUUUUUUUACUUCUAAACUUGUAAACAUAACGCGUUAUUCACACCGAUGAAACCGUACGUUAUUUUAAGGAGAAGUGUUUUUUUUUUGUAUCCUCGCUGUGUAGCUGCUGUUGAUGAAGCUCCUGCACCAGUUCGCCUUGUUAAAGUAACAAUAAACUGAUUUAAAUCUCUUAUUAGAUUAUGAUACAAUGGGGAUUUGUUUGUGGAUGAUAGUUUUUCUUCUACACAACGCUAACAGAGCUCAAGGGUUAAAGUUUACCAAGAACCCAGCCAACCUCACCGUAACACAAGGUAACAUGUUCCGUCUUGGCUGCGCUGUUGAGGGCCUAAUCGAGCCAGAGAUCUUGUGGAUGAAGGAUGGGGAAAAACUGUACAGCAUGGACCAGAUGUACAUUACUAUCGAUACACAUCACUGGGAGACAUAUCACAGUGUAAAAUCAGUCCAGCAGCAGGAUGCUGGGAAAUACUGGUGUGAGGUUGAACAUCAUGGCACCGUCAUCUCCUCUGAGCCAGCCUGGAUCACAGUGGAAGGUGUUCCCCACUUUACAUUAGAGCCCCAGGAUAUUGCUACAUUUCCUGGUGCUUCCUUUAACCUUACUUGUGAAGCUGUUGGGCCUCCUGAGCCAGUGCAGUUGCUUUGGUGGCUGGGUGGAGUACAAGAAGGAGAUUUCAGGCCUUCCCCAUCUGUGCUCAUUGUAGAAGGUGUGAAUAAAAGCAUAAAAUUUUACUGUGAAGCCAAAAAUGCCAGAGGCAUUUCUGUCUCACGGACUGGCACUGUGUAUAUUAAAGUUCCUCCUGAUUGUCCUUCAAAUAUAAAAAUUGUCCAGAUGACAGACAAUGUGACCCUCAUAUGGAGUCCAGGGUUCACUGGUUAUUCUGACUUGUCCAGCUGCACCAUUCAGAUGUAUAAGAGCUCUGGGAGGAAGGUGACACUUCCUGAGCUGCAAGUUACAGUGCCUCCCUUCCAGCACACAGUUGGUGGACUCAGCAGUCACUCCAAUUAUAGCUUCAGAAUCCGCUGUGUUAAUGAGGUUGGGUCAUCCCCCUUUUCUCCUUGGGUGGACUUUCAGACUGCAGAAGCAGUGCCCUUAGCAGCACCCAAGAACCUAACCUUUCACUUGACAGAGCAGCAGCUGUCCCUGAACUGGGCAGCACUUGAAGAAGAAGAGCUGAAUGGACGACUGAUGGCCUAUAAGGUGCAAUGGAAUGUGGGAGGAGAGAGUCAGGAGCCAAUGCUAUUUAAGGAAAACUUUGCUCAUGUCUCUGGAGGUGCUCGCUUCUUCAAUGCCACUUUUCAAGUAUCUGCUUGUACAGUGGUAGGAUGUGGGCCCUUGAGCAAGCCAGUUCUCAUUAUGCCAGCUUCAGCUGUUCAGGCUCAGUCUCAAAGAGGGCACAUGUGGGUGGGUCUGCUCUUUGGACUGCUGGUGGCCACUGUUCUGGGACUUCUGCUAAUAGUCCUGGUACACCGCAGAAGCAAAGAAUCUCAGUUUGGAUCUGCAUUCAAGCCAUCAGGGAUGGAAUCUGUGGUGUCCUUCACUGCAGCAAGAUCCUUCAACAGGCAGGGCUUGGAGCUUCCAGAACACACAUUGGAUAGUUUGGGCAUCAACGAUGACUUGAAGACCAAACUGCAAGAUGUCCUCAUCCCAGAAAGGCUUCUCACCUUAGGGCACAUGCUAGGAAAAGGGGAGUUUGGCUCAGUGCGAGAGGCCUUUCUUAAGAUGGAGGACAGCUCUGUGCAGAAGGUGGCAGUGAAAGUACUGAAAACUGAUAUAAACUCUUCAAGUGAUAUAGAGCAGUGCCUCAAAGAGGCUGCCUACAUGAAGGAUUUUCAUCAUCCCAACGUCAUCCAGCUCAUAGGUGUGAGUCUACAUAGACGACCCCAGCAAAAGUUACCUAUCCCUAUGGUGAUCCUUCCCUUCAUGAAACAUGGUGAUCUGCAUACUUUCCUCCUUAUGUCCCGUCUGGGGGACGAACCCUUUACCCUUUCCCUACAAACACUUGUCCAGUUCAUGUUGGAUGUUGCUCGGGGAAUGGAAUAUCUUGGCAGCAAAAAUAUCAUCCAUAGGGAUUUAGCUGCUCGCAACUGCAUGUUGAAUGAGAACAUGACUGUAUGUGUAGCAGACUUUGGUCUUUCUAAGAAGAUCUACACUGGUGAUUAUUACAGGCAAGGGUCUGUCUCAAAGCUACCAGUGAAGUGGAUUGCACUGGAAAGUUUGGCUGACAACAUUUAUACAACACAAAGUGAUGUGUGGGCUUUUGGAGUGACCAUGUGGGAGAUUAUGGCUCGAGGACAGACUCCUUAUCCUGGGGUGGAGAACUCAGAAGUCUAUGAAUACCUCAUCAAAGGUGAAAGGCUCAAACAGCCACCUGACUCUCCAGAUGAGAUCUAUGAGAUCAUGCACAGCUGCUGGUCUCCUGUACCUAAGUGCCGUCCCAGUUUCCAACAACUGGUGGCUCAGUUAGAGGGUCUCUGUACUAAACUUUCUCCAGUGGCCACAAAGGAGCGAAUGCUUUAUGUGAACCUCAAAGAAGAUAACGGGGAGCCAGAUUCGGGGCUCGGGGCCACAGCCGAUACGCCAAGCACCUAUGAGCCACAGUGGGGUGUGCCGUGGCAAUGUAUAGAUCUGGAAGAGAAUGAAAAAGACUGGCUUGUAGUGUCCUCAGGAGCUGCGCUGGCUAUCGGCGGUGACUAUCGCUACAUUAUUGGCCCAUGUGGGUCUACUGACAUGGAGAGCAGACGGUCUGAGGAUGGCCUAUCGGAAGAUAAAGACGAUGGAGACGAUGUUAUCAUAAAUGUGUAAUUAUAUAUAUAUAUACACACACACACAACCUUUUAUCACUGAACCAAUCACAGACUACUGUACACAAAUACAUGGAAAGCAGUAAAAGGCUGAUGUAUUAGCAAGUCCUGAAAAACUGAAGGAAUUUGUGAGAUGUGUAUGAUAUAUAGAACUCUAUUUUAUGGGGUAAAAUAGACAUUUACAAUCAGCUAAUGAAGUAGGCAUAGUUUUCAAAAGUAGAAGAUAUAAAUAAAUGUUUACAAGCAAAUGUGUUAAACAGAAUAAGUUGGUUUAUUAACUUUGUACUAUGAGCACUGAUUUACUGUAUGUAUAAUGUUUCUCAUUAAGGCUGAUGUAUUUCCACUGUCAGAAAUCUCUUGCUUUUACUUUGUGAUGAAAGAGUUUUUACAAUGCCAGUAUUGCAGAGUUUGUACAUCACCACAGGAUUGGUGAUUUUCUGUAUUGUACAAAUGGUGUAUGAUGUAAUAGUCCACAUUACAGUAUUCUGUAUUAAGGGAUAUGAAGGUUAUUUUAAUGUUAAAUUCUGCACCAUUUGUUAAAGAUGAUCCAUUAUUUUAAGUGUCAUUUAUUAUGGCAGAAUAACUCAAUUUUACAUUUUCCUUUACUUCAUUAGUUUAAAUUUAUGUUUGAAUGUUUAGAAAUUGUACCUUUUUAAAAGGGUAGGUCUGUCUUUUUUAAAAUUAACAUUCCUUGUCAGAAAUGGAUACGGCCAUGUUAUGUCAUCAUGCUGUCUAACUGUUUUUCUUGUUUAAUUAGAGGACAUUAGGGCAGAAAAUGACAAAAUACUUUUAUUUCAACUAUGACUGUAUAAAGAUCAAGCUUUGAAUAUGUAACAACGAAAGUGAUAUAUAGACAACAAAUAUCAGAAAGCAAUAAAUAAAUAACUUUCCCUAAACUAUAAUGUAAAUACAGUCUAAAUAAUUCAUUAAAUGGACUAGACACUUUCUCCAGCUGACACACACACAUCUUUCAGGUUCUUUUUGUUUAGUGUUUUAUGGGAAAGUUUUUCAAAACAGUGUUACAAUGGGGCUAGUAUUGGGCUAUCCUCAACUCAAGUGGAGCAUGUUUAUGUUCAACACAGUUAUGAUUUUGAAAAAAAUAAAUAAACAUGAAUUUUAAAGCA